Messenger RNA from Aphanomyces invadans, 96 nucleotides. RefSeq lists its product as hypothetical. The coding region runs from base 1 to 96 and encodes 31 amino acids. The transcript has a single exon. The record is from RefSeq and is a predicted model, not a curated record. NCBI's taxonomy places the organism in Eukaryota, Oomycota, Saprolegniomycetes, Saprolegniales, Verrucalvaceae.
AUGUCUUCGCGCUGUUCAAGCCUUCCUAGCCAAGCAAGGCUACGCCCGUGGCAAGCGGUCUGGCGUGAGGGAGUACCGAAUGAAAAAAGCACAUGA